This is a messenger RNA of Camellia sinensis, 587 nucleotides long. NCBI's taxonomy places the organism in Eukaryota, Viridiplantae, Streptophyta, Magnoliopsida, Ericales, Theaceae. The record is from RefSeq and is a predicted model, not a curated record.
AAACACUGUAUGUUUGGCUAAAUGGGUUUUUAAGAUUUUGAUUCUAUUGCUGUAUAGAAUGCUUGAAAAGAGGAGUUUGAGCUAUAUAGAUGGCCCAGUUCCAGUGCCUCUAGACGAUUCAUUCCUGGUGGAAAACGUACAAAGGAUCUGCGUUUGUGACACGGAUGAAUGGGUGGAGAACCAUGAUAUUCUUCUCUUCUGGCAAGUCAAACCCAGUGUGCAUGUGUUCCAGGGUCAGAAAUCUUUGGCAUUGGAUACUGCAAUCGGGAUGUGGCAGUUGCUUUUUGAAGAAAAGCAGUGGCCGUUGGUUGAUCACUGGUGCCAGUUCUUGCAGGCUCGUCAUAAUAAAGCAAUCUCUAGGGACACCUGGUCUCAACUAUUGGAAUUUGCGAGGGUGCAAAAGAAAAUACAGCCUCUGCAUCUCCAAAACCUGCUGGUGCUGCUGCUGGUGAUAGUAACUGCAAUGUCAGAAAUUUUUUAGAGAUGCAGAAUAUGGUCCAAGAAUUGAAGAACUUAGUUUUUUAAGUUUUUUCAUUUUUUAAUAUAUGUAAGCACAGUUAAUUUUUUUUAUUUAAUUUCUUUGUAUA